Molecule: messenger RNA, 712 nt
Organism: Sphaeroforma arctica JP610
Lineage: Eukaryota; Ichthyosporea; Ichthyophonida
Exons: 1
Source: RefSeq, a predicted model, not a curated record
AUGGAAAGCUCAGCGCAGAAGCAUCUCCGAAAGCUGUACAGUAAAGUGGGGGGAACUCCUACAUGCGGACGGCCUCUGCAAGCGUCAGGGGUGGUUGCUGGUUCACCCACCAACAGUGCUCUCCGGCAUAGCAAUACACCUACAGCCGUACAAGCCCUGUCCAAACGAAUCGCCAGGAAAGCCUAUGCGCUAGAGGGGUCGAACGCUGCUGCACGCGCUCUCAUAGUGGAGAAGCACCUGUGCAAGGACUCAAAUGUCACACACCGACACUCAGAUACCAUUGCGUCGAGAGUGCAUGAGGAGAAGGAGCGGUUGCCAUGCAAGAACACGAGCCAUGAGGCUCAUGCGCAGCCUAAUAGUGAUGGCGUAGAUGUACAACCUCGGCCACAUACUCCCUCGUGUACUAUUCCCAGCAUGCAUGGCACAAACCUGGACUCUAUCGCCUCCCGAGCCCCUGCGGAGAAAUCAUUACAUACAUGCACAUGCAAUCAUAAACCCUGCGACACUUUGAGUUGCCAUGGUGACCGAUCUACAGAACCAUCGGAAGCAUCGUCGAAGCCGCCGUUCUCGCGCAGCUCAGGGCAUACGGAUCAGCCAACCACAGGCAGUACACACUCCUCUAGCAGCGCAAGUGAUAGCGAUGAUACGGACUAUGGAGUGAAUCCCCACGGCCGAAGUCCAGGCGGAUACUACAGUUGGCACUCAUGGACAG